Messenger RNA from Impatiens glandulifera, 714 nucleotides. RefSeq names its product 40S ribosomal protein S20-2. The coding region runs from base 115 to 486 and encodes 123 amino acids. Gene Ontology annotation, cellular component: cytosolic small ribosomal subunit; ribosome. The transcript has 4 exons. NCBI's taxonomy places the organism in Eukaryota, Viridiplantae, Streptophyta, Magnoliopsida, Ericales, Balsaminaceae. Gene Ontology annotation, molecular function: structural constituent of ribosome; RNA binding. Gene Ontology annotation, biological process: translation. The record is from RefSeq and is a predicted model, not a curated record.
CUGACAUAUUAUUUAUCCUAAAAUUCUUUUCUCACCACAAUAGACUUCGCAUUUCCAGCGGCUUGCACAGAUUCUCAUUCCUCUUCUCUUUCACAGAAGACAGACUAAGCAAUCAUGGCGUACGCUCCUCCAAUGAAGCAGGCAAAGCCCGGUUUAGAGGAAACUCAAGAGCAAAUCCACAAAAUCAGGAUCACUCUCUCUUCCAAGCAUGUUAAGAACCUCGAGAAAGUGUGCACUGAUUUGGUUAAGGGUGCCAAGGACAAGAGAUUGAGGGUGAAGGGUCCAGUUAGAAUUCCUACCAAGGUUCUUCGAAUCACGACCAGGAAGUCUCCCUGUGGUGAAGGAACUAACACAUGGGACACAUUUGAGCUUCGAGUCCACAAACGAGUGAUUGAUCUGUUCAGCUCUCCUGAUGUGGUGAAGCAGAUUACAUCGAUUACCAUUGAACCAGGAGUUGAAGUUGAGGUUACAAUUGCAGACUCUUAGAACAACUACUCUCCAGUACUUCCCCAUGUGGUUAUUCAUAGUUGUUGUUAGAUCAUUUUGAUUAAUGCUAAUGCUCCAAUAUUCGCCACACUUGAGUGUUUGAAAACCGAAAUUUAAUGUUUUGAGUUUUUAUUUUUCAGCUGGAUUCCUUUCUUUGUUGUUUAAACAAUGUGAAAAUUUGAAAUAUUUAUUUUGCUUAUUCAAAUUCCAGGAUUGGUUUUUCUUAUU